GGCAGGAAGUGCGGGUGCGCGCCUGCGCAUAGGUCGGGUCGGCGGUGUCCCCGCUUUCGCUUCUGCUAGAGUCAGUCCUCACGGUGACGCCUUUCCCCAGCUUUUCCGAGUAAUCAAGUAAAAAGUAUGAGCUUCAUCAGUGGAUUGCAGUCUGCUGUUAGAAACCAUGUUUUCUUCCGGUUUAAUUCACGGGCUAACUGGAGAAAAUGUAACACGUCAGCAUCAACCUCACAGGGCUGUCACCAAGUACAAGUUAACCAUAUAGUAAAUAAGUCUCAGGGACUGGGAGUAAAUCAGUGUGAUAGGUGGACUUUUCUACCUGGAAACUUUCAUUUUUAUAGGACUUUUAACAACAAAAAAACAGGAUACCUCUCAAGUACCAAAAGUAAGGAAAUUUGGAUGAAUGCCAGCAAAUAUACUGUAUGGAAGGACUCUUUUUCAAGACAGCUAUUAAUAAAAAAAGUUACAGCGGUUCCUAGUCUGUUAGUAUUGCAUCCUCGAAGCCCUUCUCCUAUAAGAGCUGUUAGGAAUUUCCACACCUCUCCACGGUUUCAAGCUGCUCCGGUUCCUCUCUUGUUGAUGAUUCUUAAACCAGUGCAGAAGUUACUUGCAAUCAUUGUAGGCAGGGGCAUAAGGAAAUGGUGGCAGGCACUUCCCCCUAACAAGAAGGAACUAUUUAAAGAAAGUAUAAGGAAGAAUAAAUGGAAGCUAGUCCUUGGUUUGAGUAGUUUUGGAUUGCUCUUUGUGGUGUUUUAUUUUACUCAUCUGGAAGUAAGUCCAAUCACAGGAAGAAGCAAGCUGCUAAUAUUGGGGAAAGAGCAGUUCAGACUUUUAUCAGAACUGGAAUAUGAAGCAUGGAUGGAAGAAUUUAAAAAUCAUAUGCUGACUGAGAAAGAUGCCCGAUACCUGGCUGUUAAAGAAGUGCUUUGUCAUCUAAUUGAAUCCAAUAAAGAUGUUCCAGGGAUCUCUCAGAUCAAUUGGACUGUUCAUGUGGUUGAUUCCCCAGUUAUUAAUGCCUUUGUGCUUCCAAAUGGACAAAUGUUUGUUUUCACUGGAUUUUUAAAUAGUGUAACCGAUAUUCAUCAACUUUCUUUCCUUCUGGGCCAUGAAAUAGCACAUGCAGUACUUGGACAUGCUGCAGAAAAGGCUGGCAUGGUUCAUUUAUUGGAUUUCCUAGGUAUGAUUUUCCUCACAAUGAUUUGGGCCAUUUGUCCUCGGGAUAGUUUGGCCCUUUUGGGCCAGUGGAUACAGUCUAAAUUGCAAGAGUAUAUGUUUAAUAGACCAUACAGCAGAAAAUUGGAGGCUGAAGCUGACAAAAUUGGACUGUUGCUUGCUGCAAAGGCUUGUGUGGACAUAAGAGCCAGUUCAGUGUUUUGGCAGCAAAUGGAGUUUGUUGAUAGCCUGCAUGGCCAACCCAAGAUGCCAGAAUGGUUAUCUACACACCCUUCUCAUGGCAAUCGAGUUGAGCACUUGGAUAGACUUAUACCUCAGUCUUUCUCAGAUGUUCCCUGGUGAUGUCAAGAUGGCUGCCAGCACUUCCAGGAUUGCAUGCUUUCACAUCCAGCUGGAUGAGUGACUGACUCACACCCCAACUAUUGAAACAAAGCCUUUAACACUAACUGCACCCUGAAGCAAUCGCCAUGGCAGGGGAUGGCAUUAUUUUGAUUGGCUUGGACCUAUCUGGAUCCAACACGAGUUGAGGAUGGGCACGACUCAACACCACCCAAACAGAAUGGCUACUGCGCAGUGGGAGAGAUGCAACCACAGGGCUUAUGAAGUAAGUGACAGAACUGGAAUUAAAACCUGUUUAUCCUUUCAGCAGGCAAAAAACAAGAUGAUUCCUUGACAAAUUUUAUCUGAAAUAAUACCUAAUCUGAGAAAAAAUGUAGUAUAAAUUUUAUAUUGAUAUGAUAGCAAAUUUUCAUUAACCUAUUUGCUUUACCAUUUAAAAGUUUUUUUGUUUGUUUUGUCUUGUUUUGUACUGAAUUAUAUCCUCAAAACCAAUCUAUGAGAUUGGAAGGACAAAUGGCAUUAUUUACUCAUAGGGGAGAAAACUAACGCUUGGAGGAAUUAGGCAAGUGACUCAAGUAUGCAUUCAGGUAAAUGGCUGAACUGGGAUUGGAACUGAAGAAUCCACUGAUUUGUAAUCCAAUUUUCUUUCUGCAAUACUGCAUUCUUUGGAGAGGGAGCUAUUACCUCCAUUUAUCUGGAAACUGAAGCUCAAAAAUAUUAGUCAAUGUGUGCCCAGCACUACUCACUUCUUAAUGGCAGAACUGGUUCAAACCCUCUCAUUUCCUGACUCCUCUUCCUCCAUGUACUGCCACUUCCAUGAACAAAUCUCAUAGAAAGUGAGGAUGAAAAAUGUGCAUUCCCUUCAUCCUUCACUCAUGAACACCAGGGCCAACACCUCUUUUCUCUUAUUUAAAAGCACCCAUUUUAAUAGUUGAUGGCAGAUGGUAAAAAUAUCCAUUUUAAGCGUAUGUAUACAUGUGAAGGAUAAAAUUCUUGUUAAUCACCUCAUAACAUGUUUUGAUGAGAGCCUAGAGAAUUCUUUAAUCUGUAGUGAGAUGAGAUAAAUCUCCCACUUCAUUACGGGGAAGAAAACUCUAUCAGUGUUCUACCCAUCUACACUUUGCCCCCUAACCUCCAUCAGAAAACUUAGGCUAGUGGCUCCCAGCUUCUGAAUCAUCCAGGCCUCCUUUUACAUUAGCUGGCUCUGCCAGCAAGGAGUUUUACACCUCUAAGUUCGAUCUUGAAGAGUUGGUAUGUCUAGACCCAUGCCCAGGUGUUCUCACUACACUGGCUGUUUAGGAGACUGUGGGGUGUGGGGCAUAAGUCACAGUGCAGCUCUGUUUCCAGGUCUUAGGAUGUCUCUGAUAUCAUCAAAGACCAAGCAGGGCCUCUGAUCAUCAUGUGAUCUCUGGUGCUACCAAAGUUCCAGCCAAAAGAAAAAAAAUUGUUGUUUUAAUUAGUUUGAGCAGCUUAAUUAUGUGAAAGAAAAUAUAAAAUUUUUAGUUAAGCUCUUUGAAAUUUUAAGCAUAGCUGGCAGGCUUCCAAUACCAUCUUAGUAGACCACAAGGGGCCUGGGACCUCAUCCUGGGCAGCAUUGGUCUAAAAUAAGAUUUGGGUUUUUUUCUUCCUUCAGAAUAUUAAAGUUAACAUGUAUUCAUUUUGACCAAUAUAUUAAAGUUUAAUCAUACUUUCGUAGGUUAGA
Molecule: messenger RNA, 3214 nt
Organism: Cebus imitator (Panamanian white-faced capuchin)
Lineage: Eukaryota; Metazoa; Chordata; Mammalia; Primates; Cebidae
Gene: OMA1
Product: OMA1 zinc metallopeptidase
Exons: 9
Coding region: 127-1515 (462 amino acids)
Biological process (GO): protein quality control for misfolded or incompletely synthesized proteins; mitochondrial protein processing
Cellular component (GO): mitochondrial inner membrane
Molecular function (GO): metalloendopeptidase activity
Source: RefSeq, a predicted model, not a curated record